Engraulis encrasicolus (European anchovy) is the source of this 2501-nucleotide messenger RNA. It is a transcript of the gene ankrd24, whose product is annotated as ankyrin repeat domain 24. The transcript is spliced from 18 exons. The record is from RefSeq and is a predicted model, not a curated record. Gene Ontology annotation, molecular function: protein binding. The coding region runs from base 3 to 2501 and encodes 832 amino acids. NCBI's taxonomy places the organism in Eukaryota, Metazoa, Chordata, Actinopteri, Clupeiformes, Engraulidae.
UUAUGAAGACGCUGAAAGCCAAGUUUCGAAAAACAGAGAGCCAGGACUGGAAUAAGACGGAUGAGAAGCUGCUUCAGGCAGUGGAGCAGAACGAGCCGGAUAAAGUCUCUGCUCUCAUCGUCAAGAAGGGCCUCAACCCCUCCAAACUAGACGCAGAGGGGAAGUCUGCGUUUCACCUCUGUGCGAUCCGCGGUCGUAUAGACUGUCUGGAGGUUAUCUUAACCCAUGGAGUGGACAUUAACCUUCCAGAUGGAGCAGGCUUCAAUGCUCUUCAUCUGGCUGCUAAGAAUGGCCAGCCGGAGUGCCUUAAGAGACUACUGCAGGAGAGAAUGUCCGUGGACUCCACAGACCCCAUCGGAAGAACUGCUCUGCACCAUGCAGCCAUUAAUGGGUGCGUGUCAUGCACGGAGAUGCUGUGGGACUUCAAGGCAACGCUGGAUGCGAAGGACGGGGAGGGCUCCACUGCACUGCUCCUGGGUGCCCAGAUGAGUAAGGUGGAGCUGUGUGAGUUUCUACUGGGACGAGGAGCCGACCCCAACAUGCAGGACCAACAGGGCAGGACGGCGUUGAUGAUUGCGUGUGAGAAUGACAGCGUUGAGACGGUGGAGGUCCUGCUGAGGGGCGGGGCCGACCCCCAGCUGACCGACGUCUUUGGCCACAGCGCCGCCCACUACUCCAUCGCCACCGGCAACCAGCGCAUCACAGACCUGCUGCAGAACGGGGGUGAGAAUAGUACAGUGGAUGAGGAGGAGAGGUCUCCGCCUCCUCCACCCCCAGUUCCGGGGGGAACUCUGCCCCGCAAGAGGAAGGCCCCCCCGCCUCCCCGCUCCCCUCCGCAGCCCCAGGCCUCCUCCACCCCUAAGCCGCCCCGUGGGACCCCUAACCCCCAGCCCUCCCCUCGCUCCCCCAACGGAGGUGGACGAGAGCCCCCCCUCAACGCAUCGCCCCGGUCCCCAGGGGAGACCCCCAACCCUGCCCCUCGAUCGCCCCGAUCCAGCCAGGCCCCGGACAGCCAGGCCAACGCACAGCCCAACAUGGCUGAGGAUGAGGAGGUGUUUGAGGAGAUCCGCAGGUUGAGGCUGGAGAGGGGCCGUCUGCUGCAGAAGAUCAAAGUGCUGGAGCAGCAGCAGAACAGCGCCAUCACUGCCCUGGAAGAGUUGUCGUUGCUGCGUGGGCGUCUGGAGCAUGCAGAGUCUGAGCGUGAUAGGCUGCUGUCGGAGCUGGAGGAGAUGAGGGGCCAGUCCUGCAACCUCUUCAGCGACUCAGAAGAGUCAGAUGGCAUGCUCGACUUCCCAGGAGCAGACAAGCUGCUCUCCAGGCAGUCCAGGGGUGCUGACGGGGAGCAGGCCCAGGAAGGGGACUCCGCGGCUGGGGAGGGGGACGGAGGAGAACCUGCCAAGAGACCCAAGAGUCCAGCCAAUGUGGCCAAGCUGCAGAAACAAGUGGAGGAACUGGCGUCCCAAAACGCUGAGCUGGUGCUCAAAGUACAGAUGCUGGAGAUGUUUGAGAAGGACGACACCAACAUGCAGAGCUCCAGUCCAGACUUCGUGCCCACGGUGGUGUACGAGUCCCUCAGGAAGGAGUUCGAGGAGCUGCAGGAGAAAUAUGCACGCGCCCAGGCUUCUCAGGAGGGCUCCAGCAUAGGGUCUGAGGGAAGGCCUGAGGAGGUGAAAGAGGGAGCGGCCGCUAAGGGAGAGGAGGAGGUGUCGAGUGCAGCAGUGAAGGAGGCCGAGGAGCGCGUGAAGGCCCUGGAGGAGCAGCUGGCCUCCACACAGCAGGAGCUGCAGGAGCUACGCGAGCAAGUGGAGGUGGGUGUGUUCUCGGUGGAGCAGGCCGAGGCUGGCCGAGCGGGGGCAGGACGAAGUGCGGGCGACGGGCAGGGAGACGGAGACGCUGGCGGAACCGGAGAGGGCGACGGUGGUAAAGAGGGCAACCAAAGCUCCAAAGCGGCAGCGGCGGCAGAACAGGAGGCCCAGCAGCUGAGGGAGAGGGUGAGACAGCUGGAGGAGGAGCUGGCCCGGAGAGGAGAGACAGCAGCGACAGCGACAGCAGCAACAGCGACAGCAGCAGCGGCGGCGCCGGGGUCGGGGCCGGGCACGGAGGGAGAGAGAGAGGGCGACAGCCAGAGCAAGAAGGAGGCACGGCAGCUGCAGGAGAAGGUGGAGGAGCUGCAGAGAGCCCUGGAGCAGGAGCGGGAACGGGCAGCCAACGCAGAGAGAGCCAAGAAUGAGAAAGAGACGAAGAAAGAAGAAGAGGAGGAGGAGGACGAGAAGAAGACUGCAGGGGUGAACCAGGAAGAGAGCGAGACGGAGAGGAAACUGAGGGAACGUGUGAAGGAGCUGGAGGCAGCCCUGGCUGAGAAGGAGAAGAAACAACAGGAACAGGAGAAGAAGGAGAGAGAGAAGGACAAGGAGGACAAGGAGGAGACGCUCAAGAAGGAAGCACAGGAGCACGAGCAGCAGCAGCAGCAUCAGGCAUGGCGUCUCCUGUGCAAAUACUAG